AUGGAACUAACACGAAUGAAAGUUGUCUUUUUUGAUCUGGACGGCACGCUGUUUGACCACUACCAUUCGCUGCGCCUUGCGAUAGCCGCCAUACAGAGGAAUUAUAAUGAACUCAAAGAGAAGAAUAUUGAUGAAUUGAUCGACAAGUAUAACCUUGCUCUUCAACAAGCCUAUGAUGCUUACCUAGACAAGGUGAUCGCAUACGAACAGGCCGACGUCCAGAAGAUUCACCUAUUUUUUUCAUCGCUUGGCUUGCCAGAACCCAGCCUUGACGAGGUCCAGAAGUUUCGUGGCACGUACAAAGCAGUUUAUAGAAAGAAUCGGAGGGCAACACCAGGAAGUAUCGAGGCUCUAGCCCGGCUGCGUGAGCAUGGAUACCGCAUUGCCAUCAUCACCAAUGGGCAGGUCGAAGAUCAGACAGCCAAAGCCAAAGCCAUCGGCAUACACCAUCUGAUCGACCGCAUUAUCACUUCUGAGGAAGCUGGAUAUAGAAAGCCUGAUCGCCGUAUCUUCCAAUACGCCAUCGAACAGCUCGGCGCUUCUCCCGACACAGGAUGUUUGAUUGGCGACUCUGCCGACUCGGACAUCAAAGGUGCCUUGGAUGCACAGAUGGUCGCUAUAAUGUACUCCCCUACAGCCCAGAACUCCCAAAAGCUCCUGUUUGGGCAACAAAUACCAAUCAUACGACACAUGACCCAACUCCUAGGCUAUUUGGGCAUCGGCGACCAUUGA
Trichoderma breve is the source of this 732-nucleotide messenger RNA. RefSeq names its product haloacid dehalogenase-like hydrolase domain-containing protein. The record is from RefSeq and is a predicted model, not a curated record. Lineage: Eukaryota; Fungi; Ascomycota; Sordariomycetes; Hypocreales; Hypocreaceae. The coding region runs from base 1 to 732 and encodes 243 amino acids. The transcript has a single exon.